AGGGUGGUAUGUUCUGAUUUCAACAAUUUUUUGAAAACUGUGAUACUUUAUGAGUUAGAUUUUUUCCUUGAGACCAGCAUACAAAGAACAUAUUGCAUGUUGGUUUAGAUGAUUAUUUUCUUACUAUAGAACUUAGAAAGGAGAAAAUGUACACUGUCUUUUCAUUUGCUGUUCUUGUUCCUCUUAACCAUAGGCAGAUAAAAAUAGUUUGUGUUAAAGUUUACAAGAUUUGAGUUGCCCUCUCUUAAUAUUCACUUCAUUUCGUCCAUUUUUCCAUAGUAUGUUAUCAACUAAAAGUUCUUUCAUCUUGGAUUUAACAAUUAUCUCCAAGUGCCAUAGUCUGCAUGUGAUUGAUCCAAGAUGCAACGCAUUAGACUCUUAUCACAUUCUAGUUUCUGGAGAAUUUUAUUUUUGGCUGAAUCUCUAUUAUCUUUUAGAUCGAUAGUUUUUCCAUUUUCUUUUCUAUUGUGAGCUGUAAGACUAUUGGGAGCUAAGGGUGAUGGCUGGUUCCAAGUUGUUAUGACUAGAUUGUGUAGUUAAUUAGCUCAGCUGGAGUCCUGUUUCUAAUGAACUAGUUCUUUCCUCUGCUGAAGACAGUUGUAUGUGAUUUAUGAUCAAAUAUCAAAAAUGUAAAUAGCCAACUUGAUUUUCCAUUUUCCUGCUGGAACUUCAAGUUUUGAUUUCUUGAUGACAGUCAUAACCUUCUUUCUAUGUUUGCACUUCCCUUCAAGGUUCAUUGAUGUUGACCUUGACAAAGCAAUGCAACGGGUUUUGAAAAGGCAUAUUUCCACUGGAAAGCCCCCUGAUAUUGCUCAGUGGAGGAUAGACUACAAUGACGGACCCAAUGCAGAACUUAUCAUGAAGUCAAAGAAAAAUGCGGAUCUAGUAAUCAAGUCCAUUGACUUCUGAGGGAAAUUCCACUUCGUAUGGGAGGCAGAGGAAAGGUCAGUUGAUUGUAAUUCACUCAUUUGCAUUGAUUGAAACAUAGCACCCCCUUCAGGACUUCAUGUUGAUUUUUUUUGGGUACAUAAAUCAUGUUGGCUUAAAUAAUGGGGACAUCGAACAUGAAUAUUAUCAGAAGCGUCGCUUUGAGAACCAAAUUUCUAUCCAUAACUUCGAAAACUUUCCUGCUAAUAUGGAUCGUGGAUUAUUGCUAUAAAUGUUAUUAUGAACC
Molecule: messenger RNA, 1174 nt
Organism: Rubroshorea leprosula
Lineage: Eukaryota; Viridiplantae; Streptophyta; Magnoliopsida; Malvales; Dipterocarpaceae
Source: the annotation of a GenBank genome assembly